Messenger RNA from Hemibagrus wyckioides, 2117 nucleotides. RefSeq names its product telomerase RNA component interacting RNase (gene trir). NCBI's taxonomy places the organism in Eukaryota, Metazoa, Chordata, Actinopteri, Siluriformes, Bagridae. The transcript is spliced from 3 exons. The record is from RefSeq and is a predicted model, not a curated record. Gene Ontology annotation, molecular function: 5'-3' exonuclease activity; 3'-5' exonuclease activity. Bases 324 to 809 code for a protein of 161 amino acids.
CAGGAGAGAGAAGAAGAAAGGGAAGAGGAGGAAAUCCAAGAUGGCGGCUGCGCGACAUUAAAGCGACAGACUGGAGAAUUUCCGUCUAAAAUUGAAUAAAUCCGCGGUUAAGUUGUGUUUUUUUGUGUAGUUCAGAGGUUUAAAGUGGUAUAAAGAGUAGUUUUGUGGCGACUGAAUGAGGUUUGGGGAUUUUUUUUUUGAACGUUGUUUUGUUUUGUUUUCCGACGCCGUCUUCUUCGCCUGAAGAAAUAACAAGCAGAGGGUUUGUUCUGGGAAAAAAGAAGAAUAUCCGUGUGAGAAAUAAAACAAACACAAACUGCAGCAUGGAGGAGAAGUCGAGCAGCAGGAGGAGCAGGGAGAGCAGCAGCAGUAGCAGCAGCAGUGGCAGUGAGUCGAGUAGCGGGCCUUCUUCCCCCGCCAGCCCGGGCUCCGGAGCGGUCAGAGCGGCCAGCAGCAGCAGCAGCGCCGCCGGAGGAGGAGGAGGAAACGCCUUCGCCAAUGACGGCAGCUUCAUGGAGCUGUUCAAGAAGAAGAUGGAGGAAGAGCGGCGGAGAAAGGAGCUGGAGGAAGCGAGCAACGAGCAGGCGACUGAGGACAAGAAGCCCGUUAGCGUGGCCAGCUUUGUGGGCAAGCGCAGAGGCGGCGCCAAGCUGGCACUCAAGACUGGAGUGGUGGCCAAGAAGCAGAAACUCGACUCAGCGGCUGAGACGGGUAAAGGAGAUGCCUGGUCUAAGUACAUGGCCGAGGUAAAAAAGUACAAAGCUCACCAGUGUGGAGACGACGACAAAACCAGACCUCUGGUCAAAUAGACUGUGGUGGAAGCGGCGUGUGACGUGGCAUUCGACCCCCACUUACACACACACACACACACACACACACACACACACACACACACACACACAGCCCAGGGUCAGUCACGCCCUGCGCGUCUUUCCUUUUCCUCUUUUGUUUAUAGGUUUCCAGUUUUAGUUUCUAGAAUCCUCCCUGUGCAGCAUGUGUCAUGUGAUCCAGAUGUUUUAUAAACACAUCAUUAUGAGCAUCUUCAUCUUCAUCAUCAGUCCUGAUACUAGAUAGAGAGAAAGACAGAGAGAUGCUCUGUGGUGUGUUUAAGUAUCUGGACUGAUGUCUCACCUUUUCGUAUCUGAUUUUUGUGUCAGUAAUCGAUGUUCCCUGAACUCAGUGGUUAAGAAACAUUAAAAUGCAGAGCUCUGGUCAGUGUGUUGGUCAGUGGGAGUUUUGUAUCCGUCGCCUUCUACGUGGUGCUAAUUUACACACAUGAUCCGGUCACUGAAAGCAGUUCAUCAGAUCGUUGAAAGGAGCCUGUGGGAAUAAGGGACACGCACUUCCUCACUGGCCCUAGUUACACACUUAGCCCCGCCCACUUUGAAGCAACCUGAGGUUACUGUAUGUCACGUCUCAGGCGUGUGCAGACAGAAGGGUCAGGAUUUGAACUCUAAUAUAACAACGCCAGAUUGGAGAUUUUAUUAUUUCUGACUUAUCCUUUCAUGAAUGAACAGAUUUUCGUGAACGAGGGUGAAGAAAUUCUGCAGCUUUCCCCAGCCUCCAGAGCUCCGUAUCCAUGACGACCCUGACCAGGAGAAAAACCUCUUACUGGAGGUUACAGAGCGUACAGUUUUUCAGUUUACAGCUCGAGGUGAGGAAAUCCUUUCGUUUAAUCUAGGGGGAAAAUGAGAAAUUUGUAAAAGUAUUAAACCCAGUGGUGUCCAUCAGGAGGGUUAGUGAUUUCCACCCAAUCAGCAGCACAGACUCGAAUAGACUGAAAAUCUGAGACUGAUAAGCUCCGCCCACUUGAUAUCACAUGGUAUCGAGAUUGACGUCGAUCAUUCAGAGCGAUAAAAGUUUUCAUCCUGCACAAGAACUUGAUUUCCGGGGGUUUGGGGUUCAGUGAAUUUCAUUCGUUCUUCAUCCUUUAUUUCUGUCGUCUGUAACUCCACCCCUUUUAAUCACAUGGAUUCUAUGGGUGUGAAGUUCAGGAGAAAAGAAAAAAAAAAAAAGAAGUGUCUCCAAUAAACAGUUGAGAUGUUCCUGUACACGUUCAUGUCAUGUGGCUACUUUUGUUUUUUAAUUGUUUGUAAAAUAAAUCUGAACAAAGUGGU